AUGAACCAAUGGGCGAAGACGCCGUUAACGGAGAUAUACCGGUGUCCCCGUUGCGGCAGAUGCUACAAAGCGAAGACAUCGCUGAGACGUCACCUCGUGGUCGAGUGCGGCAAGCCGCCGGGCCACAAGUGCCCGUACUGUGACCAUCGCAGCAAGUAUAGGGCCAGCAUGUCGAAGCACGUGAUGAACAUUCACCCGAGUCUCCCUUAUCCAAAAAAAGAAGUCGGUCGGCCAGACGAAUCUUUCCGCGCGACAAAAUGGCCGGAGGCUCGACGUUCCCGCGUUGGCCCCGUACUAACCGAGGCACCCUCUUCUUUCUUGAUUGCAGAGUACGCGAAAAUGCGAUUCUUCAUGAGCGGCGGCGUGACCGAGGAUCGGCGAAGGUCCCGCGGCCAAGGACGGUUCGCGUGCGACAAUUGCGACCGGCGCUACCAUCAGAUGAAGAACCUGCGCAGGCACGUGAUUAACGAGUGCGCGGAGCAGCAGUACCCGUUGGCCUCGGUGUUCAAGCACACGUGCGGCACCUGCGGCAAGACGUACAAGCACAAGCACCACCUGAAGAGGCACCACGACUUCGAGUGCGGGAUCGACCCGAAGUUCAAGUGCGCGUUCUGCCCGCACCGUACCAGGUACAAGAACAGCCUGAUGAAGCACAUCCUGGCCAGGCAUCAGCACCUGCUCGACCAGAACGCCGCCCAGUACGGUCCCCAGCAGGUCCUGGACGUGCACGGCGACAUCCAGGGAACGAUGGGCUACAGCCCGGCGAACUGGACGGUGCCGGCGCUACCGUCGACUUCGCGGGUCGCCGCUUACACCAGGCACCUCCGUUCGAUGACCUUGAGGGACAGGGUGGGCAAGGUGCACCGUUGGACGCCGCGAAAGUACGCGUGCACCGCGUGCGACCGAAAUUUCGCGCUGAUGGCCUCGCUGACCAGGCACCGGGCGUUCGAGUGCGACGGCCAGCCGCCGUUGGCCGCCGAGAGGAUCGACCAAGAGAUCUCGCCGGAGAGGAAGAGGAAGAAGAAGUACGGCUGCCCGAACUGCGACCGACAGUACGCGGUGUUCACGUCGCUCUGGAGACACAGGCACUACGAGUGCGGCGUCGAGCCGAAGUUCUCCUGUCCUAUCUGCAAGUUCAAGUUCACGCAGAAGGGCAACCUCGACCGGCACAUUCGGAGCAAGCACUAACUUUCUUCAGCGACGCGACUUGCCGCCGCGAUCCGCGUGUAUAUACACGGGGCGGGGUCGUUAACGAGACGAUAGCUCGCUUGUUUUUGAGAACGGAGAAAUAAGUGUCGGACGAAAGUUGCUCGAUUUCAAGGGGCGCGUAACACGGUGUCGAUAGAUUUUUUAUUGGUGCGAGCGUAGAGGACACGUGAAGGUCAAGCUUGUUUUUUUAAAUGGGACGGUCUAAUUUAUUGUAAGCGUUCUGAUAGAGCCUACGGCUGCAACUAUAAAAAAAUCAUUGACAUUAUAUUACGCGCUCCUCGAAAUCGAACAACUUUUGUUCGACACUUUUUUCUCUAUUGUCAAAAACAAGCGAGUUAUCUAGGUGUCUUGUUUCAAAUUCCCCACCCGGUAUACAGGAUGUCCCAAAAAUAUGGUACUUUCAGCUAAUGAGGGGUUUCUGGGAUCAUUUGAAGCAACUUAUUCCUUUACGAAAAUGUUCUCCGAGGCGCCGUUCACGAGUU
Molecule: messenger RNA, 1691 nt
Organism: Megalopta genalis
Lineage: Eukaryota; Metazoa; Arthropoda; Insecta; Hymenoptera; Halictidae
Source: RefSeq, a predicted model, not a curated record